CGUUUAGAACCGUUUUCUCAUUACAACACACACACACUUAAUCCAAUGUUUUGGGCGUAUAAUUAACAUGACGUAGCCAUGAGGGAAUUAUGAGUUGUAAAGUGAAAUUAAGUUGGCUAUCAUGAAGGUUGUUAACAAAAACAACUUAUCUGUUUACAAAAGUAGUAAAGAGUUGCAAGGAAGGGUUAUGUCACGCAUUGAAAAAAUUUAUUGGUUGUUUAAGAUAAAACCGAAGAUAGGGUUUGGAGACUGGAGACGCUAUGCAGGACACAACAAGUGGAGCAACAUCAAGCACAUCAAGGCGUCGAAGGACUCGCAGAAGGCGACAGUGUUCUCGAAGAUGAACAGGAUGCUGAGACUGGCCGUGCAAGAGGGCGGCAGCGCAGACCCCAGCCUCAACUCCAAGCUCCAGCAGGUGAUGGACCAGGCCAGGAGGCAGAGCAUGCCGAUGGCCACCAUACAGAACGCCAUCAGGCUGGCGGUGAACGCGAAGGCGGACACGAAGGAGUGUCUGCUGGAGGUGAGCGGGCCCGGGGGCUCGGUGAUCCUGGUGCUGCUGCUGACGGACAACUUCCAGAAGGCCAAGUACGAGAUCACGCCGGUGGUGCGCAAGUCGCGCGUGGCGACGCUGUCGGAGGGGGGUCGCUGGCGACACGCCUUCGACCUGAGGAGCGUGGUGGAGGUGCUGCAGGAGCCGCACGUGUCCCUGGAGACGGCCGUGGAGCACGCCAUCCAGGCGGGCGCGGAGGACGUGGACCAGGUACAAGUAGACGAGGCCACCUCCGUCCUGCAGUUCUCGUGCGCGCUGGGGCGGACUCGACACGUGGAGCUGGAGCUGGGCAAGCUGCACUACAAGGUCCUCUUCGCGGGACAGAAGUACAUUCCCCGCACAUUGGUGGAGCUGAGGGAGGAGGACAUGGAGGCACUGAGCAUCAUGUAUCAGAAGAUAGAAGACUAUCCAGAUGUCAUAGCAAUUUAUGACAAUAUAGCUUGAUGUUUGUUACACUAUAGCAAUAUAGGUACUAUAUACACAAUAUAGCAGUUGUUUGUUAUCAUUCGGUACUGUCGACAGUAGCAUUAUCUUAAGGUUCCAUACUUUACACACUAAUGAUGAUUUUAAACAGGUUGCAGUUUUAAAUGAAGGUGAAUCAACCAACAAAAUAAGUCUUGUGGCAUCUACAAUUUAACCUAGGCCUACACUUUGUUAUUUUCCUUCUGGGAUGUACUAUUGCUAGCAGUUUUUUUUCUUUUCUUUUCUUUUAAAUUAUUUUAUUUUCCGCUGGCUUUAUUGAGUCAGCAUAAUCUUAGGACAAAUUUAUGUUGUGUUGGAUAUGAAGCUUAAUAUCUAUUCUCGUGUAGUACCUUCUGCACAUGCAACAGUCGUCUUUUGCAUUAGUUCUUACUGAUUUCCUCGGUCUUCAUUGCUUUCUCCACAGUUAAGAAUCUUAAAAUAUGAUAAUAAAAAAAACCCUCUGUGGGAUGACUAAAGGCCCUGUCACACAGUCAAAUAUUUGUCUCCAAUAUAUUAUUUGACAAUAGAGUUGGAGGGUUAGUAUUGGAAAAAAAAUGGCUCCCAAUUAUCUCCAUCAGAUAAAUUUGGCCAGUUAACCUCAAAUAUGUUUUAAAUCAUGUCACACUAUCAACUUUUUUUUUCGUUUGAGCAUUCUCAACAUUAUCAAUUUUUAUUCAUAUUAUUAUUUUUACAGUGCAGAAUGGAAUUUUUGGACUUAUUUUUUUUAAGUAUAUUACAAUUUUCAAAACAUCAAUAAAUUUAACCCACAAUAAUACCUGUUACAUAAUAAAAUUAAUGUUGUCAUUUUUUAAAAGAUAUGGACACACAUUUCUUGUUUACACAUAACAUUAUUUCGCACAGGACAGUCAUAUUAACAAUAUUAGUGAUCUCAUUUCAACUUUAUAACCUCUUUAAUGUGUUCUUCGCCAUUUUAAAGAUUUGUUGCGACGGAAACAGACGUUUUACCAUUUUCGCUAGGCAUGACUUUGAUUGGCUGAUUGUAUGCAACAUCCGACCUGUCUUGUGUGUAAAAUAUUUGAUGGAAACUCAAGCCAUCCAACUUGUCACACAAACAUGACUGCGCUAGUGGUGUCAUAACCCUCCAACUUUAUUUGACGCAACAUGUUGGAAGCGAAUCUUUGACAGUGUGCCAGGGCCUUAAGCAACAUUAAUAGUUCUCAAAAAUAUUUUUUUUAAAAAAGCCCCUUAAGUUAGUUUUAACAGUUACCAUGAAUUGACCAUUGACUUGUGAAAUGGAUGUAUUUUCAAGUUUUCAGUCUGGUUUUAUUAAGCUUGAAUGAGCCAGUGUUACUAAAUGCUGAAGUAUGCGGUAAUGGACGUCACACACAAACUGCAUGCUAGGAGAAACAGCUAAUGCAUUGUGCAGGCAGUAGUCACACACUGCCGUAAGUCCAUGUGUGUUUGGCGUGUGCAAAACUGGAUUUAAAAUUAAAUAGCUCAUAAUGUUUCUUACAGUAUCCAUAAAAAAGGGGGUUGUCUGUAAAGUCGGUUAAUGGACGAUAAUUUUACGUGAUAACGUGAGUGGAAGAGAGAUAGUUACGUCACAAGCCGAACGCUUAGGCCGAUGGUGCCUCUCUAUCGCUUGUUCCGCGCUUUCGCUUGCACGCUCGGCUCAGGCGGAACGUGACAAUGAGUCAUGCUUUUUCGUGCGUGCAGCCGGCGUUCAUUGAUUUAUAAGAUGUUAUCACGUCAAAAAUUGUUUGUUUUAGAAAAACUCUUUUACCAUAAUAUGUUGGUCAGAUACAUCAUUCCUGCUCUAUGCUGGUUGUCAUAGAAUAGCCCCAGGAAUGGACAAAAAAAUGACUACAUAUAUACACACACACUGCAAACAAGCCAAUAUUAGCUGAUGUUUAGACAACAGAGAGAAUUUCAUGGAAGGAACUUAUUCAGAAAAAAUGACAGCACUGACACAGUAAACUGAUAAGGCGACAGUUGCUACCAGAACAAUAAAUACAGAAAAACAACACUCCAGGCCACCAGAGAAUACGAAAUCAGCAAUGAAACUAAACAGUCAUUGAAAGCCUACUUUGUUCAUCAGUGUUGUGAAAUAAAGUGUUAUACAGUUUAUCCGAUUUAAGUUACAUAUCAUGUAUCCAAGUUUAUGCAUUCAUCCUGAUGGUAUUGGCCUUGUGGUACAUGAUGCUUUUUGCUUUAACUUAGGCUACUUUAACUUAUAGGCUACAUCCAAAUAUAGACAUCUACACCUAUCAACAGAGGAAAGUUAGGAUCGAAAUAUCAAAAUAUGAAAGUAAAAUUAUACUAUCUAGCGAAUUAACUUUAUUUAAAAUUAAAAAAUCAAUAACAAAGUUUCAAUGCUGCAAUAAUUAUAGAUUGCGAUACCAAUACAAUACUGAUAACGUCACCAAUAUGGCAUCGCUUACGUCAUUACCACCCCUACUAACGGGAUAAGCAGUUUAUUAAAUAGUAAAGUAUUACUAUAGUUGAUGUGCAUGGCUAGCUAAAGCAUACUUGGUAAUCUUAAAUUACAUCAAACCAGAACUGCUAGUUGUCUGGUAGUGUGCACAUUCGAGAAGUCUUUGGCUAAUGGCCUUAUAUCAGUAAAAGACAGUUUGUUAUAAAAUAUUUGUUCAUCGAAAGAAUAGGUUCUGAAAUGAUUUUAUAACGAAAAUAUUGUAUUUUCACAGUGUCAGUAGGUAUAGUUGAACAUGAAGCUUUGUUGAUGCUUGAUAUCGAAGACUACAAAGGAAACAAAAAAGUUGCUUUAAAUAUCCGCCCAUAAACAAUAAUCACGUAGAUGCAUGGCAGUUUUCCUUUAUAGAUUUUAUGAUCACAACAUAAUGUGUGUGUGGUUGCUUGAAAAUUGCAACUAAAUAGUUAUAGUUAAAUUAAUGGUGCUCAUUAAAAAUAUCAGUACUCAAGCAGACUCAAAGCUUCAUUGAAAGUAUUCUUUUUAAACACUCCAAACUUCUUCCUCAAAGGUACUUAUUUAAUUAAUGUGUCUGCUGGCCUGGUGCGACUGGUGCCUGGGAGGACUCCUGGUCUGGGGCAUGGGUGCAGUUACUGGCGAGUCCUCGCAGGUAAUGAAGUCGAGUGGGGCGGGAGGGCUUGAAUGCUUGAAUGCUUGAAUGCAGGUUGGGUAAACUCUUCGCUAGAAUCACAGAAAACCCUGUAUCUCGAAAUUCCAGAAUCAUGCCAAGAAUGUUUGUUAAAUUUCUCAUAUAAGAAUUGUACUCCAUUCGUUCAUCCGUCCGCUUCCCUCAAGUGCAAGGCUAAAUAAGUUAGCAUAUCACUGUCUGGUCCUUGAACAAAUUGAAAAAGAAAAAAAAACUCAGCUUUAUUUUCAUUUAGUCUUGCUGAGAAUGAUGGUAAUUGUUCCAGGCGUGCUGCUGUUAGCCAUCACUGUUGACUGAGACAUGGCAGAAGUAUCGUAAAGAAGUUGGCAGGACUGGGGCUUGCUUACAGUUGCGAGUUGCGCUCAGCUCGUGGACACGUUUGUGCAAGACAGCUCGUCAGUCAGGGAGGUCGUAGUUGCGAGUAGGGCCGUGCUUCGGGAGAUUGCUGGCAAGCACGCUAGCUAGUCAGCGCGGGAGGUCGUUGUUGUGAUUGGAGUUUGACGGCACCCACACUAACUGUCAGUCUGGGAGCAUCAAAAGAACCCAUUUGUAAAGAAAUAGGAAUGUUUUAAUAUAAUCAAAUUUCAAUGAUUAAAUGCUUGAAUUGUAACGAAAUAAAUCAAAGGAAAGAACUGAAAUGUGUGGAAAUGUUACUUUGCGAGUAGGGUCAUGCUUCACAAUAUUGUUGGCACCCAUGCUAGCUUGUCAGUCAGGAAGGUCUUAAUUGUGAGUGGAGGUCUUUCUUCAGGUAAUUGCUGGCACAAGUAUUUGCUUUACAGUCAGGGACGUUGUAGUUGCUUCAGGAGAUUGCUGGCUCCGUGGAGAAAUCUCAACACAGAAAAUUAUAAAUAUUGAUUUGUUUUUUAACUUCAACCAUAGAAUUCAAAUAUUUUACUCUUAAUGCAUUUUGUAUUUGUAAAAUAUUUUUUUUGUAGGUAGUCUUAAGUAUUGCUCUAUAAGCAUUGUCAGGUCAGUACUUACCGAAUUGGUUUGUGCUAGGAAUUUCUAUUAAUAAAAAAAAAAAGACGAUGGACUCAAAGUUUUUUCGUUUGGAACAUUCAGUCAUUAAGAGAUCAACAGAAACACUGGUGUUAAGAAGACUAUACAGCAUUAAAAAUAUUUGAUUGAAGUGACAGAUAUUGUGACUAUGUAUUGUAUAGUGCUGUGGAAUAUAUUAUUUUGUGAGUGUUAAGGUGGAUAUGUGGUGAACUGACCUACACGUCGUAAUAAGUUUACCAGUUUAACUGACGUUGAUAAAAAUGCUCUGGUGAAAGUUCAUCCCAAACUGCAUUUAAGACCCGAUAUCCAGUGAGACCCAGUUCCGAUUGGUUUACUAAGUAAAAGAAGAGGCGAGAACUACUUACCUUUAUCCAGCGACCAGUCGGAGAAUCAUCGGCAGUCGCAGUACAGAAUUUUGAAUCCUGUGUGUUCUGCUGCAGCGGAAAGAUACCUGCUCUUGAAGAGUAGUCACACCCUGUCUCGAGCUUCGUCAGAUCCCAGGACUAUUGUCGUUGUAGUGUGGCGGAGACCAGUCUACUCACCAUCGACCAACGGCGAGGACUACCAAUUCCAAAAAGUAGGAAUUAAGGUGUUCCUAAGAGUAAUUGUGGAUUUUAAAUAAGGUAAAUUGUGUUACGUUGUUACUUGUGUAGCGGUAUUAUGUGGUUUGAGUGAUCUUGUGUAGUGAUGGAAUGCUUUUAGCUAACAUUCAAAUGAAGUCUCACUUUAUCUUCUGCUUUAUUUCCUCAUAUUAAAUUUUUACUUUUUUUGUGACCUA
Molecule: messenger RNA, 5884 nt
Organism: Bacillus rossius redtenbacheri
Lineage: Eukaryota; Metazoa; Arthropoda; Insecta; Phasmatodea; Bacillidae
Product: translational activator of cytochrome c oxidase 1
Exons: 1
Coding region: 122-994 (290 amino acids)
Cellular component (GO): mitochondrion
Source: RefSeq, a predicted model, not a curated record